Emiliania huxleyi CCMP1516 is the source of this 1110-nucleotide messenger RNA. RefSeq lists its product as hypothetical. The coding region runs from base 1 to 1110 and encodes 369 amino acids. NCBI's taxonomy places the organism in Eukaryota, Haptophyta, Isochrysidales, Noelaerhabdaceae. The transcript has a single exon. The record is from RefSeq and is a predicted model, not a curated record.
AUGUCUGUGGUCCUGGGGUUCAUCUGCAUCUGCAUGCCGCAGUGCUACAUGCGCGACACACAAAGAGGGGGCAACUCCCGCGCUCGCGCUCGACGCCAGCGGCGGACCUGGUGGAGGACAUCGCUGGAGCACGCCAGGACGCUUGUGACUUCCGGCGUGCAGCUGCUCGAGCAUCCAUUCCUGAUCGACAUCCGCGACACAUUUGCGCUGGCGGUGGCAACGUGGGCGUUGGUCGCGUGGGCGGCGUGCACAGCGUGGGGACACAAUGCAGAAGGAUGGCGAGGGAGCGUGCAGACGGUGGCGGUGGGGGCUACAAAGUUUGGCCUUUCCUUGUCGGUGGCUGUUGUGGCAGUGGCUGCGUGGGCGAAGGGGGCUGCUGCGGCCAAAGGGCUCUGGUCUUGGGCAAGUCUCCGACAAUGGGCUAAAGCAGUGCCUUCCGACGUGCGACCGCCUAGUCGUCAGGAGCCGGCACACGGCUCGUCACGGCGCGGGCGGGCGAGGAAGCAGGCGGGGCGAAGCGCCUCAAGCACGGCCCCGCAGGCAAGCGGGAGAGCGGAAGUCGAGGAGGCAGGAGGUGCGCAGCGCGCGGCGGUUGCGAUGCCAGCGGCACAGCGGGCGAGGGAGGACGCCAGCAAGGCGGUGGAGCCGCGGGCAGUGCAGCCAAGCGAGCUACUCGAACCUGAGGUGAGGAUUCAGGAGCGGGGUGCUCUUUCGACGUUGCCGGAGCAGGCUGCCUUGUCGGAGCAGGCGGCCUUGUCGAGACCGGCCUCCCCGGCCUCCCCGGCCUCGGAAGAGGUAAUCGACGAAGACAGCGAGCCGGGUGCGCCUUACAACGACGCACUUGUGAAUGACUCGCCAGCGCUCGAUUCGCCGCCGCCGAUUGGGGUGGUCUCUCUGGCUGACGCACACUUUGAGACGGGCCGCAUGGUCCCCGAGUCCACGAUGGGAGGCGAGACCACGUGUAUCGUCUGCUUCACCCGGCCAAAGACGCACGUCGCGGUCCCCUGCGGCCACCACUGUGCUUGCGGUCCCUGCUCCGAGCGCAUGCAAGACGCGUGCCCUUAUUGUCGCGGGCCGGUCGCGAUGUGGAUGACCUACAGGCCUGUGUAG